Molecule: messenger RNA, 753 nt
Organism: Sporothrix brasiliensis 5110
Lineage: Eukaryota; Fungi; Ascomycota; Sordariomycetes; Ophiostomatales; Ophiostomataceae
Product: cytochrome oxidase subunit 2
Exons: 1
Biological process (GO): ATP synthesis coupled electron transport
Cellular component (GO): membrane
Molecular function (GO): copper ion binding; cytochrome-c oxidase activity
Source: RefSeq, a predicted model, not a curated record
AUGAAUUUAUUUUUAAAUAAUUUAAUUAUUAAAUUAGAUGCACCUGAAGCUUGAGGGAUUUAUUUCCAAGAUAGUGCUACACCUCAAAUGGAAGGAUUAGUAGAAUUACACGAUAAUAUAAUGUAUUACUUAGUAAUAAUAUUAUUUGCAGUAGGAUGAAUAUUAUUAUCUAUUAUAAGAAAUUUUACUAUUAAUGUAUCACCUAUAUCUCAUAAAUAUUUAAAUCAUGGUACAUUAAUAGAAUUAAUUUGAACUAUAACUCCUGCUGUUAUAUUAAUUUUAAUAGCUUUCCCUUCUUUUAAGUUAUUAUACUUAAUGGAUGAAGUUAGUGAUCCUUCAAUGUCUAUUUUAGCUGAAGGACAUCAAUGAUAUUGAAGUUACCAAUACCCUGAUUUCCUAGAUUCUAAUGAAGAAUUUAUAGAAUUUGAUUCAUAUAUAAUACCAGAAUCUGAUUUAGAAGAAGGAAGCCUAAGAAUGUUAGAAGUAGAUAAUAGAGUAAUAAUUCCAGAAUUAACACAUAUUAGAUUUAUUAUAACAUCAGGUGAUGUUAUACAUGCUUUUUCUUGUGGUUCUUUAGGUAUUAAAUGUGAUGCUUAUCCUGGUAGAUUAAAUCAAGUAUCUGUUUUCGUUAAUAGAGAAGGAGUUUUUUAUGGACAAUGUUCUGAAAUAUGUGGAAUAUUACAUAGUUCUAUGCCUAUUGUUAUUGAAUCUGUUUCUCUAGAAAAAUUUUUAACAUGACUUGAAGAACAAUAA